AUGGCGACCCAAGCUGUCCAAGUGUUUGGCAAGAAGAAGAAUGCCACAGCCGUCGCGCGCUGUGUGCAGGGCAAGGGCUUGAUCAGGGUGAACGGCAAGCCGCUCAAGCUGUUCGCUCCUGAGAUCCUCCGUGCGAAGCUCUAUGAGCCCAUCCUCAUUCUCGGCACCGAUAAGUUUGCCGAGGUCGAUAUUCGCGUCAAGGUCGCUGGUGGUGGUCACACUUCCCAGGUUUAUGCGACGCGCCAGGCUAUUGCAAAGGCGAUCGUCGCUUACUACGCCAAGUACAUCGAUGAGCACUCCAAGAACCUUCUCAAGUCCGCCCUCAUUCAGUUCGACCGCAGCCUGCUAGUCGCCGACCCUCGGCGUUGCGAGCCCAAGAAGUUUGGUGGACGUGGUGCUCGUGCGAGGUUCCAGAAGUCCUAUCGUUGA
This is a messenger RNA of Canariomyces notabilis, 429 nucleotides long. RefSeq names its product ribosomal protein S9. Gene Ontology annotation, molecular function: RNA binding; structural constituent of ribosome. The record is from RefSeq and is a predicted model, not a curated record. The transcript has 4 exons. The coding region runs from base 1 to 429 and encodes 142 amino acids. Gene Ontology annotation, cellular component: cytosolic small ribosomal subunit; ribosome. NCBI's taxonomy places the organism in Eukaryota, Fungi, Ascomycota, Sordariomycetes, Sordariales, Chaetomiaceae. Gene Ontology annotation, biological process: translation; maturation of SSU-rRNA from tricistronic rRNA transcript (SSU-rRNA, 5.8S rRNA, LSU-rRNA).